CUGUGGUACAAAGGCUUUACAGCUCGCCAAGCAGGUCGAUAUUAUGGAGGCGUCGACGGCGGACUUUCGCCGCCCGGCGAAGAGUGCUAAACGGACGACCAUUCAAGAUCUUAGCGACGAUGCGCUCUGUUUGAUAUUCGCCUAUCUCGACAUCUUUGAGCUGAUUCGAAGUUCUGCCGUCUGUUCUUCUUGGAGAAAAGUUAUUCAGAAACUGAAGUUGCUGCAAAUACGGUAUGAGCGAGACCAUAAAAAUGAUGCCAAUUACCAAUGUCUGACAUCUUCAUGUGCAAGACCACUGAAUGAACUUCUUGAUCAGCUAGCUAUGGAAAAACACAGGUCUGCCUUAGUGAGAUGUAAUGCUAAAGCCUUCCAGUGGAGAUGCCACUCAGUUGGGGUUAGUCAGUGCCGAAUGAAGAUGGGACAAUUUCUGACUGGUGUGGGUGAUAAGGCCAUGCGACUCUGGUCAGCAGAAAGCUACAAAUGCUUGGAUGAAUAUACGCUGCCCAUGAAAGCCCCUCUAAGAGAUUACGACUUCGAUGAGAGCAAGGUUGUUGGUUUGGUUGGUGACCGGAUAUGCAUAUGGAACCGGACUGGAACAAGGAGUGUAUUUUCCUCACGUGAUGGCCUUUUCACGAAUGGACUUACUAUGCGUUAUGCUGAUCCAGAGGCUGUGGUUGGAUGUGAGGAUGGGAAAAUUCGCGUAUUUGACCUUUAUAGCAGAAAAGUUACUCAAAUCAUUAAGAUGCAUGAUGGUCCUGUUACAUGCUUAUCUUUUAGUGAAGAUCAAAUGCUUUUCAGUUGUUCUUCUCAAGAUCGUAAGGUUUCAUUGUUGGACCUUUCAACUGGUCAGACAUUGUCUUUACAGACAUCAUCUUAUAGUUCAGUGGGAAUGAAGACAUUAUGUUUCAAUCCUGCUGCGAAUUAUUUGUUUGCGGGAUCUACAGCUGGUCACAUAUUCUGUUGGGAUCUUAGGAGGAUAGACAAAACUCUAUGGGAAGACCGAGUGAGCCCGAAUGUCAUUUAUUCCAUGCAUCACCUCAGAAAUGACAAGUCAACACUAGUAGUAGGUGGAAUAGAUGGUGUCUUGAGAGUUGUGGACCAGGAUUCCGGUGAGGUAUUAUCCAGGCACAUUAUGGAAGAAGAACAAGAAGACAGUAGAAAUGUACCCUCCUCUUCCUCUUCAGGAAGAAGUGUGAUUGUCAGGAGAGUGAAAAACAUCUCAUCGAAUGAUCGCGUGGAUCUCAUGUCCAAAACCUGUCGUCCGAAAAUAACAUGUUUGGCUGUGGGAAUGCAGAAGGUAGUGACUGCACACAAUCUUAACUAUAUCAGUGUUUGGAAAUUUAAGUAGUGGCUAUGUUGUUGGCAGUUCAUUCUUAGGCUCAUAUUUGUUUCCCAUUGUUCAUGUGAAGUCUUUAUGUGUGUUUUUGUGUGAGUCGGGGGUUUCUUGGGAAUAGCCUUUCAACUUUCAAGUAAGGGUAAAGUACGCGUACACACUCUUCCGAGACCUUACUAUUUGGAAUUCUAUUGGGUUUGUUGUAAUGGUGUUCAUGUGAACUUGUGAUGUCUAAGUUGGAAAUUGUAUUUUUUUAUAUUCUAAAAAAUGGUGGUUUUUGUU
Molecule: messenger RNA, 1615 nt
Organism: Cuscuta campestris
Lineage: Eukaryota; Viridiplantae; Streptophyta; Magnoliopsida; Solanales; Convolvulaceae
Source: the annotation of a GenBank genome assembly